AUGCGGAUGGAAACAUAUGACAACGUCUUGGUGAUUGCAAUGAAUCACGUUCGUGCCUUCAUGAAUAUUCCGAAGAUGACUGAACCCUCCGCCGAAACCACAAGACGCAUGUACAGAACAGUGACGUCAUCAGUACAGGCAUUGGAUUCCAUGGACAUCAAGGAGAGAGACAUUUGGUUGAUUUAUCUCAUCUUGGAGAAAUUAGACCCUGAAACUAAGGUCUUGUGGUCAAGGGUUGUCUACAAUAAAAUUCCAACUUGGACAGAAUUUGUCAGUUUCCUUUCUAAACGCUACAAAACCAUGGAAGCGGUCAUCACUUCCAAGACAGAGAAGCCAGCCAAGAGGACUGAGAUGAAAUCCAAGCCACCAAACAAAGCAGCACCGAACUGGUCAGCAAACCUGGCGGCAGCGACCUCAUCGAGUCAAGGUAAUACAGUUACCAAUGUCCAUUCAACCAUUCCAUGCGCUUGCUGUGGAAAAUCAAACCACCCCACAGUCAAAUGUUACAAAUUUCGAGGACUGAAUGAUACAAAACGUUUCGAAAUUGUGAGAACAGCAAAACUGUGCAUUAAUUGCUUGGAUCCAGGCCACUCUGUGAAUAACUGCCAAUCCUCAGCAUGCAAACAUUGCGCGGAAAAGCAUAGCACUUGGCUCCAUUUUGCUUUCCAUCCGGAAAUGCCAUCAAUUCAAGAUGCAGCAUCCGCCAACUUGGCAUCAAUCGAGACAAACGCAGUUACUAACACAACGGGAACUCAACCCACGCCGGUACCAGGGACUUCUUCUUCUCUGAACUGUACAGCUCCAUCAAUUGUACCUAAUGUAUUACUGGCUACUGCUGUAAUCUACAUUCAGACCGCUGAAGGAGACAAGCUACCAUGCAGGGCAGUCCUCGAUUCCGGGUCCCAAGUCAAUAUCAUCACGGAGAAGAUGUGCCAAUUGUUGAAACUUCCCAAGAGAAACUCAAACUGCCGUCUUGAGGGAGUAGGAGCUCAAAUCUCACCAUCUUGCUUUCAAGUCACGGUGAACUUUAGCCCUAGAGGAUUCAGCAAGUGGACACAAACCGAUUGCUUCGUCCAGACAAAAAUUACCGGACUACAUCCCGCAGUCGAAAUCCCAAAGGCAUCCUUACCAAUUCCAUCAAAACUUGUGAUGGCUGAUCCUCAGUGGUACCGUCCUCAACCAAUAGACAUUCUUAUUGGGGGCCAGCAUUAUUGGGAUUUGGUCUUGGAUCGCACAAUUCGCAUGGGCCCUGGUCUUCCAGUACUCAAACAGAGCGUAUUUGGAUGGCUCGUAGUUGGAGAAAUCGGACCGAUUCCAGCUGCUCAAGAGUCAACUCAAAGUUGUUGCAUGACCACACUGGAAAGUAUCGACAACACUCUCAAACGCUUCUGGGAAAUUGAGGAUGCAGCAGGUCCAGCGGAAAGAAAAGAUGAAGAUGAACAGGCUGAAAAGAUCUACCAAGAAACUAUUACUCGAGAUGAGACAGGGAGAUUCAUCGUUCAUCUGCCCUUUACCGAAAGGGUACCGAAGGAUAAGAUCGAUCGCAAGGCCUAUUAUUUACCAUACCAUGAGGUGUACAAGGAGAGUUCCACAACGACGAAAUUGAGAGUGGUAUUCAACGCCAGCUCCAAGAGCAAGAACAGUCUAAGUCUCAAUGAUACACCCCUGACCGGGCCACUUACUCAACCGCCAUUAAUAGAAACACUUUGGAGGUUUCGCCAACAUCAAUGGGCUUUGACAUGCGACAUCACCAAGAUGUAUUUGCAGUUCUUGGUGACACCAGAGCAGAGAGAUUACCAUAGAUUCCUCUGGAGAACUCACAAGUCAGGCGAAGUUGAGGAAUAUCGAUUCCGAACCCUAUGUUUCGGUGUUGCGUCAUCACCUUAUUUGGCCACAAGAUCAUUGAUGCAGCUAGCCUCUGAAGAUGGAGACAAAUUCCCAGCAGCCCAGGAAACAAUUCGUUCAUCGUUCUACGUGGAUGACUGUUUGGUAUCAGCAGAUUCCAUAGAACAACUCCAACAAAUCAAGAGCGAAUUGAUAGAGCUUCUGGCUGGUGCUGGCCUACAGCUCAACAAAUGGACAUCCAACGCGCCCAGUCUUUGCGGUAGCGAGCAAACCAAAGAUGUCACCGCAAAUGUAGCUGAUAAUGAACCAGUGAAGACCCUAGGCCUGCUGUGGAACCCACAAUCUGAUCAAUUUAGCUAUAAACUUGCAGAAAACAUCAACUGCAAUCAGCCUACCAAACGUCAAGUGCUUUCUCUCAUCGCACGGACAUUUGAUCCAUUAGGAUUUAUUGGACCGGUAAUGGUGAACGCCAAAUGUCUCAUGCAGAAUCUUUGGCAACUCAAGUGUGAUUGGGAUGAGGAAGUCCCGGAAUCAGUGCUUAGUGAAUGGAUAUCAUUUUUCAAAUCCUUGAGAUUCAUUCCCAACAUCAAAAUUCCGCGGUGUAUAUCCGAAUUCACCCAAAUUUCCAAACGAGAAGUGCACUUAUUCACCGACGCCAGCAAGAAAGCAUAUGGCGCAGCCAUAUACAUCGUGACUGAAAACUCUUCAGGAUUCCGAUCCACCCGGCUUCUGACUGCUAAGUGUCGUGUUGCACCAGUGAAGGUCGCUACAAUCCCAAAGCUUGAGCUGUGCGCUGCUGCAUUGGGUUCCAGGAUCUUGAAAGCUGUGUGCGAUUCCUUGAACUGUCACAACCACUACUGCUGGACUGAUGCUAUGAUUGUGUUGUGCCAAAUUAGAUCACCCGUGAAACGUGAAGCAUUUGUUAAGAAACGCCUGGAAGACAUCCUCAACAAUACCAGGGCUGAAAGAUGGCAUCACGUUCCUACCACACACAAUCCAGCGGACUUGAUUUCAAGGGGAGUCACGGCAGAACAGUUAGAUGAAUCCUCGCUCUGGUGGAAGGGGCCGGACUGGCUCUCAAAACCCAUCGAGUACUGGCCACCAGAACCUGAAGGUCACCAAGAAGGGUGCCUACUCGCAACCACAGCUCAAUGGCCCGACAUACGUGAGUAUCUAUAUCAAAAAUCUAAUUCGUUUUCUCGUAUUCGAAGGGUCAUAGCAUGGAUUUUGCGAUUUCUGAGCAAAAUCACGGGGAAAGGUACUCAGCAAUCUGGACCGUUACUUCCCGAAGAAAUUCAGAGGGCAGAAAUUGUACUGGUGAGGCUGGAGCAACAGGAGUUGCUCGUUGAUGACAUCAAAACAUUAUCUGGCCCAAAGAAGACACCAGUGAGCAAACAGCUACGUCAUCUUCAAGUCUUUUUGGAUGACGAUAAGGUUAUGCGUGUGAAAGGGCGGUUGGAAAAUGCGAAUGUGGAUGAAAAUACCAAGCAGCCCAUGAUCCUCCCCAGCGGACCGCUGGCCAAGAUGAUUCUACAUCAUGAGCAUUACCGUUUACUGCACGCAGGCCCUACCCUUAUCAUGACAGAGAUUAGACGCAAAUUCUGGCCUAUUUUUGGAAGACGUUUACCACGAGAUGUCUAUUGGAGAUGUGUCACCUGCAACAAAGCCAAACCUCGACCUUGUAAACAGCUGAUGGGCCAAUUACCGACACCUCGUGUCACCCUGACUCGUCCAUUUGCCUCCACCGGAGUGGACUUUGCGGGGCUCGUGCUUGUCAAGGCAAGUAAACUUCGAAAAGCACCCGUUCAGAAGACCUAUCUGGCAGUAUUCAUCUGUAUGGCAGUGAAGGCCGUGCACAUUGAGGUUGUGGGCGACCUCACCACCGAGGCUUUCUUGGCUUCACUCCGCCGAUUUUCUGCCAGAAGAGGAACACCCAAUCAUGUCUACUCCGACAACGGGACAAACUUCGUCGUGGCUGCCCACUACCUGGGGAAAUUUCUUGCAAAUCCAGCCAACCAAAAUGCCCUCAUUGAUGCCACCUCCGGAAACUCAAUCACUUGGCACUUCAUCCCACCUCGCUCUCCGCAUUGGGGUGGACUCUGGGAAGCUGCAGUGAAGACGCUGAAGUAUCACCUGAAUCGCGUCAUGGGCACAACCGUGCUAACCUAUGAAGAGUUGACGACUGUUACCACGCAGAUUGAAGGAGUAAUGAACAGCCGCCCUCUUACUGCGCUCCCGGAAACUGAAGCUGAUCCUGAUGCUCUCACACCGGCCCAUCUACUGAUGACAAAACCAAUCACCAAUCUUCCGGACUGGGACUUGGAGAAGGUGUCCCGACUAGAUCGAUGGCAACUCACCCAGAAGCUAUACCAGGACAUCUCCAAGAGGUGGAAACGUGAGUACCUAGUCUCUUUACAACGUAGGUCAAAGUGGGACAAGGAGUACUCAAAUUUGCAUCCGGGAGAUGUGGUGCUCGUGCUUGACAAUGCCUCAUCCGGGGCGUCAUGGCCAAUCGCACGUGUAGUGGAUAUCCAUCCAGGAAGAGACGGCAGGGUCCGCUUGAUCACCAUCAAGAUGAAAAACGGCACCUACAAGCGCCCCAUUCAUGUCUUGGCCAAGCUACCUACGGAAUCAGAGCAUCCGGAGACAUCAGAAGUGUCAAAAUGUGACUUUUCCCUGGGGAAUGUGUUGGCGCCAACACAAUCCUGA
Molecule: messenger RNA, 4554 nt
Organism: Phlebotomus papatasi
Lineage: Eukaryota; Metazoa; Arthropoda; Insecta; Diptera; Psychodidae
Exons: 2
Coding region: 1-4554 (1517 amino acids)
Biological process (GO): DNA integration; proteolysis
Molecular function (GO): nucleic acid binding; aspartic-type endopeptidase activity
Source: RefSeq, a predicted model, not a curated record